AAGAUAAGAGAUGACGAUUUUUCCCACAUACGAAUUAGUUCCCUCUCUCUGACUGUGACACUAUAGGACCUGGACCUAUUUAACUUUUAUGUGCCAAUUAAGUUACCAAGUAUGUCGAUAUUAAUAUUUUUCCACUUCCUCUGAAAUAAUUUCAGGUGAAUGAAUGAGAGAAAGAGAGAGAGAGAAAAAAACUAAAUUAUAGGCCCUUCCAGGCCAGGGACGUCGGACCGGCCCUUCAUGCCCAUCAUCCCGAGCGCGACGUCCCCACGAAAUCUGACGCUGGCUUUGCCUUUCCUUUGCGCGAAAUCAACAAGUCACCUUCCAUCACCAUGCCAACCCUCGGUUCAUUUGUCAACAAUGUAGUCAUCCUUCUUGUAUUGGGAUAUCUGUGCAAUAUGGUUUACACCAUGUAUUAUCUCUUCAACCCACCUCAAUGCAAUAUCAUCAAGGAUGCCAAUAAGUGCCUUGUAAGACACCGAGUAAAUCAAGGAAAUAUGCCUUUGCAGCUGAGAUUAUAUUCAUCACAGAGCAAGUUAAAGCAUCCUCAAGAAAGUCAGCUCACAGAAAUUUUACAUGUUAAAGAAUUCAAUAUAUCAGAAGAGCAGACAUGGACAGUGAAUGUCUCCCUGCCAGCAAGGACUCGGAAGAAUGGCACUCUGUAUAUCCAUGUGUACCUUCAGGUUUCAAGUACAGCAAGAUUAGAUGCAAGCAUGGCCUCAUAUCAAACCUCAUCUCUCACCAAAUAUUAUCCGCCUAAGAUGGAAGCAUUUAAUCUACUUGGUGACAGCAAGCCUCAGAAUGAUUCUUUGGAACAAUCUGUCAUACCUAUAGCACAUUGGAAGCCUAGAAUGGAGCUCAGGGUAUUAGAGGAACCAUUUGUUUUCCAUAGAAUGCAGAUUCCUGCAGAUAUCUACAGAUAUAUCAGAUUGACACCUAAAGGUGAUUAUCUUCCUGUUUUGUACUUACAUAAGAUGGCUGAAAAGAUUAAAGAUCUGCAGCCCAUCAAUUCUACUUGUAAAGAAAUGUCAUUGACCAUAGAAUACAGCCCAAUAUCUAUUGGACAGCUUAGAUUAUUUGGCAGUCUAGAAGAAGGAAUGAGUACCAUGUAUCAGUUAGGUUUUACAGAAAAGGAUACAGAGGAGGUUAAGUCAAUAUUCACAGACACAAAUCUCAUACUUCUAAUGGCAACAAUAUUUGUAUCCUUCUUUCAUAUCCUGUUUGAUUUCUUAGCCUUUAAGAAUGACAUUUCUUACUGGAGGGCAAGAAAUAGUAUGGUUGGCCUUUCUAUAAGAACAGUUACAUGGCGAUGUGUCAGUCAGAUCAUUGUCUUUCUCUACUUACAAAAUGAGAAUACCAGUCUCUUAGUCUUGAUACCCUGUGGUAUUGGAGCCAUUAUUGAGGUUUGGAAAGUGAAGAAAGCCUUUAAAGUCAGUAUAAUCUUCGAAGGUUGGAGACCUAGAUUCACGUUUGGUACAGCUACAGACUCUGAGAAAGCAACAGCCGAGUUUGAUACCACUGCUAUGAAGUACCUCUCAUAUCUACUCUAUCCUCUAUGUGUGUUAGGAGCUAUCUACUCACUUGUAUACGUCCCUCAUAAAAGCUGGUAUUCAUGGCUUAUUAACAGUCUGGUGAAUGGAGUCUAUGCAUUUGGAUUCUUGUUCAUGUUACCUCAGCUCUUUGUCAAUUAUAAGUUGAAGUCAGUUGCACAUCUGCCCUGGAGAGCAUUUAUGUAUAAGGCAUUCAACACUUUCAUAGAUGAUGUAUUUGCAUUCAUUAUCACCAUGCCGACAGCCCACCGUGUUGCAUGUUUCCGUGACGAUUUUGUAUUUGUUAUUUACCUCUAUCAAAGAUGGUUGUACCCAGUUGAUAAGUCUCGAGCCAAUGAGUAUGGAGUUUCAUAUGAAGAUGAGAAGAAGGGGAAAGAACAUACUGACUGAGAUUAUAUGCAGAGAAUAUUUCAGUAUGCAUCACAUUAUUGCCAAUUUGUGAUUGGAUUGCAAUUUGGAACAUUUAAUUUUUUUCAGAUUUAUAGUCCAUAAUUCUUCAAAAUCUCACUCUCUUGUGAUGCUUGUUUUUCUUCAGUUUUGUCAUUUUUCUGGUCAGGUUAAUUUAGUGUGAUUGGGUAUUCUCAAUUCUAUUCUGUCAGUUUUACCAUGUUCAGAUAACUAUGCUUUUUACAGCAAUCCGAUUAGAUUAUUUUCUUGCUAUGUAUUGUGAAACCUGGGCCCCACCUGAUCAAAAGAGAUCUCAAAUAUGGAAAGCCAGCCAUAACAUAACUCAUUUUCUAGAAUGCAUAAGUCAAAUUCAAUCAGAAUGCUCCUUUUGUUCACAAAGGACAGUGAGUUCUAGAUGAAUUAUGGUAUCGUUAACUUGCCAGUGUGUAGAUUAAUUUGACUCAAUCACAACUCUUUAUUAAAUUAAACUCAACUCUUUUUUAAGACCGAGAAUGAGGAAAAUGUGUAUGCACGAAAUAUUUCAAUAUUUCAGACAAGCACUUCACAUUCAAGAAAUUACAUGUUGGUUUCAUUCAUUUGUUUAUGCAUUAUCACAAGUGGUGCCUAUCUUCACAUUUCCAUUUUGAUAGCUUUGUUUAUUUCCUAUACAUUCGUUGUUCACAGUGCAAAAUAUUCAAAAGUGAAUGGUAAUGUUGUUGAAUGGAAUUUUUCAUGCAACAUUUAUCAUUAGAAUCCGGUUAAUUGGAAUGAAUUCAAAUAUUUCAGAUAUUAAUUAAUAGUUUCAGUCUUGUCAGAGCAAAUAUGAAUGUGCAUGUGAUUAGUAAUAUACCCUUGGCUUUGAUAUUGUGGUGCACUAUGUGUCAUUCUCUUAGUUGUCAUCUUUUUUUGUUUAUAAUUCCCACCGCCUUUGCCUUCCAGUGUAUUUGAAUGGGAAUGUGUAUUUUCACUGAGUUUUUAUGCAACCAAUAAUUAGAUAUCCCCAAAAGGAAGAAAAACUUACAAACAAAACAUUAUUGGUUUUAAUACAAUGUUUUACAGAUAAGUUUUAGUGUCCCUUAUUUAUUAAUUUUUUACCCUAAAAAGACUGGAGGCUGAUUGAGCCCUUGAUACUGUUGCAAAUCUUGCUAUAGUCUUUUACUAUGGAGGGAGCUUGUACCCCCACCCCCUUGAAUUUUGAAGUUUGUACAGCAGCCAAUGUGAGUGGGUCAUCUCAGUGCCCCUCCCCCCCCCCCCCCCCCCAUUGAGGGACAAAAUAUCUUACAAACUAGCUGCACAUGCUAAUGACAGUGGUUAUUCCAAUCACUCCUAUGCAAAUAAUAUGACAUAGAAAUUUGUUGUGAAUUUAUAACCAUUGGGUAUUGUAUCGUCCAGUUAUUUGUCAGGGCAUAAAUUAUGGGCAAAUCCUCAUGGAAUAAUUAUAACUAAGUAAUACAGUAAUUGGCAAAAUUGUAGAGAUUUUCUUUUAUUGGGCAUAAGUGGAUUUACCAUCAUAAUUUGAUUCUCUGUAGGAUAGGUAUAUUGAUUUUUUCCUUUUUGUAAACCAGGGGAUCAUUUCAUGAAAGGACUUGUCGGACAUUUUAUCUGACGUCUACCAUAUAGUAGCUGUGCUUCUCAGCCAAUCAAAAUCAGGGAAAGUUGUCAGAUCUGACAACUUAUCAUACAAAAAUAUUGAUGAAAUGCUCCCCUGGGAACUGUUCACUUAGAAUUUGAAUUGGACUUAAAUUAUUUAUUUAUCUUACUUGUUGCCCUAACAUUUAGUCUAAUUGAAUGGAAAAUUUGCACUCUGAAUUUGUUUGAAUCUGAGAUUGAUUUGGCUAUUGCAUUUAGGGGUGAUACUUAUCUUACUAUUCAUUAUUUUUCUUUCCCAUUUCAAUUGCCUCUUUCAUUACCAUUCCUUGAGUAUACAUGUUUACCCAUUAUGUCAAUGAUAUUCCAUUGUACCUUUUGCCUUUUUUUUCUUUUGAUCAAAUUGUUUUAUUAAAUUUUACAUUGCAUUUUAAUGAAUGGUGCGUUGUGGCCCAUUGGAUUAGUCUUCUGACUUUGAAAUAGAGGGUCGUGGGUUUGAAUCCCAGCCAUGGCGUAAUUUCCUUCAGCAAGAAAUUUAUCCACAUUGUGCUGCACUCAACCUAGGUGAGGUGAAUUGGUACCUGGCAGGAUUUAUUCCUUGAAUGCAUGAGCGCUGAAAGGCAGCUCGAGCUAAAGCUGGGGUAAUAAUAAUAAUAAAAACUCGCUGAAAAGAAUAUUUCUAGAUAGAUGGGGCUAUAUAAAUGCCUAUUAUUAUUAUUUAUUAUUUAUGAAUAAAGUAUUAAACUUGAGAUGACAAGGAGAGGAUAGAAUUAUUUCUCUUAGUAAACAAGCAGAUUAGGAUACUUGUCAAUCAACUCAAGCCUAUUCCAAACAAGUUUAAUAUGUACUUAACUAGUUGCACCUCAUUGUAACCCCAUCAUAUUUCAUGAUGGAGGGAGGGAGGGUGGUUUUGAGCACCCUCAAGCACCCCCUUCCUUACCCAUUUAGUCCAAGAAAACUUAUUGCAAACAACAGACCUUAUGCAUUGAUGUCGUUAUACGGUCAUCUUAACGGCGACCGCACACCUUGCGACUGGUCCACGAUCCGAUUUUGUAACAAUCGCAUUUUGCUCAUUUUCUGAAAAUGUUAAUGAAAGUAUCUUUUUAUUACAGGAUCAAAAGCUGAAAGAAUACUAAAAUAACAAUUUUGGAUUGCAAGCCUCUAUUAAAGGCCGAAUUAGAAAUAAAUCGUAGCCAAUCGUACGAUUGCUAUGACGUCAUUACGACUCGAUAUUGAAUUCGCUUUAUACAGUAUUCUAAUAAGGAUUUUAAUAUAGUCACAUAUUUUAAUACAGGUAUUCGUACAGUGAUUUAGAACAUUACACAGUAAGAUAUCUCGUGUCUCAAUACUGUAUUAGCAUCAAAUUCUAAUAUGUUUUAUUCCAAAAUCGGGUCGCAGACCAAUAGUAAGGUGUGCGAUGGCCUUUCGAGGCUCAAGUUAUUGCCUUGCAAGUGUUGGUGAUCUACUGGUGCCUCUCUGACAACUACAUUUACACAUAUUCCUAUAUCCUCUGAGGGAGGGCGCUGUGAGAUUGUUAUGUCAUAUGUAUAAGGUCUUUUGCUACAAUGGUUACUGUAUUUGUGUAGUUUGAUCAAAAGUAAUUUUAUUGAGGAUGUAGUGAGCAUGAUAUGACAAGACAGGAGAUAAGUGCCGAAAAUUUUCACUAUUUUUUUUAUUCCAGCUUAUCCUUAGCUGCAAAGGUGUUCCAUCAAGUUUUUGUAGUUUGUUAUUUCAGGAUUCAUUAUUAAUUUUAUAUAUAAAUCAUGAGUUUGAAAUAUUCUACAAGAAUAUAUAUAAAUGUAAGAAUAAAUGUGCCGGACACAGUUCACAGAAA
Messenger RNA from Lytechinus pictus (painted urchin), 5355 nucleotides. RefSeq names its product lipid scramblase CLPTM1L-like. The transcript has 15 exons. The coding region runs from base 330 to 1937 and encodes 535 amino acids. NCBI's taxonomy places the organism in Eukaryota, Metazoa, Echinodermata, Echinoidea, Temnopleuroida, Toxopneustidae. Gene Ontology annotation, cellular component: endomembrane system; membrane. The record is from RefSeq and is a predicted model, not a curated record.